AAAAAUAUUUUGAUGUGAAGUAAUCGGAAACUUGGAUAGGUCAAUAAUUCAUAAUAACAUUGAUUUUGAUUCAAUAUAAUGUCUUUUUAGCAAUGACAGUUUGAAAGAAAAAAACAGCUUUGUUAAUUAGACAAUGUUGCAACUUUUUCUAAAUUACAUUUAGCCUUUAAGCUUUUUUAUUUCACUUUUGUUUAUGUUUUUGUUUAUUUUAAAAGUAUUUUUAGAAUGGGCCAUGGGCUUUUAAAACAUUAGGUGUGUGCCGCAAAUGGCCUCCGGGGCGCACUUUUGACACCCCUGCUAUUGAUAUUAAAAAAUUAAAUCAGAGCCUGGCGACACCUGCAUGUUUAUCAUAACUCUCUCGCUCUGUCUGUCUCUGUCCCUCCCUAACGAAUGCUACUGUGUGCACAAAUUGUCUUGUUUUGAACCCCUUCUUAAACUUGAACGUACAUUGAAAAUACACGCAACCCUAACUUAAAAUGCAGGACAUUUGAGGCAUUUAAGAAACUCCACCCGGACAGCCCGGCAAAAGAGGACAUGUCCGGUGCAAAGAGGAGGUAUGGUCAGUCUAUCAUAGCCCCGUCGUUGCUAGCAUGGUGUGUGUUGUUGUUUUUUUGAUUGAUUGAAACUUUUACUAGUAGAUUGCACAGUACAGUACAUAUUCUGUACAAUUGACCACUAAAUGGUAACACCCCAAUAAGUAUUUCAACCUGUGUUAAGUCGGGGUCCACGUUAAUCAAUUCAUGGUGCCUCGUAGGGGUGCAACGGAUCAAAAAAACUCAUGGAUUGCAUCAUUUUUUAAGGAUCAGAAGAAAAAAAAAAAAAAGACAAGACAAGACGAAUAAACAGAAGUUUUGCCGUUUUGUUUUGUAACACUUUUAAAUUAUUAAAUUAAAAUAUAUAAAAUCUAGUUCAAGUGCACAAGGCAUAAUAUAUUCUUUUUAACAAAAUUAAUGAAAAACAGUGCCACAUAAAAAGGGAUUUCUCCUUUCCUCCACUGCUUGUGUCAGUACCUGCACAAGGUGACUCUCGUAGAGGUGGCGUGUCUUCACAUCUCCCACUCUGCUGUGAUGAAAUGAGCGCUUAUGGUCACAUAGUUCCCCUGGACCUCCACCCUUCUGUCGUGAGCGCAACAGAUGUCGUUCGGGAUAGUUCGUCCACAACUUUUUUCUUCUCUUGCUCAUAAAAAUCUGGCAAAAUCUUAGCGUUGAAGUUGGUGCGAGACGGGAUGUCGUAAUGUGGCUGAAGCAGUGGCGUCGCCAGACAGAUUUCACUGGGGCACGUGCCCUAGUGUUGAUAUGCUGUGCCCCAGUAAAAAAUUCACCAAUAAAAGAAAACGCUUCAGAGUUUUAAGUCUACAUAACAUAGACAACAGCGCACAUACUACUUAGUAUGGUAAUUGAUUGCUACUGUAUUCACUCCACGUAAUAAUGAGCACAUGGCUAAUUAAUAUGGUAAUUUAUUCACGUGUGGAUGAGACUUCAGUUGAGAGAGAGAGAGAGAGAGAGAGAGGGGAUGCAAAUCACUGCUGAGGUAGGUAACGUUAGCCAACAACAAUUUGUUAAUUAUAUUAUUUUGAUUUUAAUUUGACUCAAACUGUAACUCCUAGAUGGAUAUCAGAAAGUUAUUCGCCCGCAGCAGGGAAGAAGCAGCGAGGAAUGAGAGAUGUGGCUUUUGACAGACUUGGACAUGGACUAUGAGAGGCCAAACGUUGAAACCAUCAAGUGCGUGGUGGUGGGAGACAACGCUGUGGGGAAGACACGCCUCAUCUGCGCCAGGGCCUGCAACGCCACGCUCACACAGUACCAGCUGCUGGCCACACACGUGCCCACAGUCUGGGCCAUAGACCAGUACAGAGUCUGUCAGGAGGUUUUGGAACGCUCCAGAGACGUGGUUGACGAUGUCAGUGUGUCCCUUCGUCUCUGGGACACCUUUGGAGACCACCACAAGGACAGACGUUUUGCAUACGGCAGGUCUGAUGUGGUGGUGUUGUGUUUCUCCAUUGCCAACCCCAACUCUCUGUACCACGUGAAGACCAUGUGGUACCCUGAGAUCAAACACUUCUGCCCCCGGGCGCCCGUCAUCCUGGUGGGAUGUCAGCUGGACCUACGCUACGCUGACCUGGAGGCAGUGAACAGGGCGCGCAGGCCGCUCGCUCGGCCCAUUAAGUCCAACGAGAUCCUGCCUCCGGAGCGAGGACGGGAGGUGGCCAAAGAGUUGGGAGUGCCGUAUUAUGAAACCAGUGUUGUCGCUCAGUUUGGAGUCAAGGACGUCUUUGACAACGCCAUUCGAGCUGCGCUCAUCUCGCGCCGCCACCUGCAGUUUUGGAAAUCUCACCUGAGAAAUGUGCAGAGGCCUCUUCUUCAGGCCCCCUUUCUUCCGCCAAAACCCCCGCCGCCCAUAAUUACUGUGCCGCCUCCCCCGACUACCACCGAGGAGCAUCCGGUCGGUCUUCUGGAGGACCCCCACUGUGCCGAUGUCAUUCUCGUGCUCCAGGAACGGCAGAAGAUCUUUGCGCACAAAAUCUACUUAUCCACGUCCUCCUCCAAGUUCUACGACCUCUUCAUCAUGGACACACAAAACGAGGAGACAGAGAGACCUCCUCGCGGUCCUCUUUCGGGCCGAGAGCUGCUGAUGCGCGCCGCCAGCUUCGACGUGUGUGAGACCAGCGACGAGGGGGACCGGGCCAACCUGAGGGCCUGCACUAGUGACGGCACCCUGAAAGACUCGCAGGGCGGACGGCGGGGACGCCUCCUGUCUUCCUGGAGUCGGGCGUUUGUCAGCAUCCAGGAGGAGCUGGUGGACGACCCCAUAACGUACAGUCCCAGGCCCAUGACCGUGGUGCACAUGGACCAGUCAAUGCAGCUGGGACCUUUCCGAGCGGUGCUGCGCUACCUGUACACGGGCCAGCUGGACGAGAAGGAGAAGGAGCUCAUGCACAUCGCACACAUCGCAGAGCUGCUGGAGGUGUUCGACCUGCGCAUGAUGGUGGCCAACAUCCUCAACAACGAAGCCUUCAUGAACCAGGAAAUCACCAAAGCCUUCCACGUGCGCCGCACCAACCGAGUCAAGGAGUGCUUGGCCAAAGGAACCUUUUCUGAUGUGGUCUUCAAGUUAGACGAUGGAACCAUCAUGGCCCACAAGCCUCUGCUCAUCUCCAGCUGUGACUGGAUGGCGGCCAUGUUUGGCGGACCCUUUGUGGAGAGUUGCACCAAAGAGGUGCUGUUCCCUAACACCACCCGCAGCUGUAUGAGGGCGGUGCUGGAGUAUCUCUACACAGGGCGCUUCUGUUCUCGUUCAGACCUGGAUGCAAUGGAGCUUAUAGUUCUUGCCAAUCGUCUGUGCCUGCCCCACUUGGUUGCACUGACAGAGCUCUACACAGUGACGGUACUCACAGAGGCAGCUAUGAUGGGGGCUGACAUCGACGGGGAUGUUCUGGUCUAUCUGGACAUGGCCCAGUUCCACGGGGCCCAGCAGCUCACUGGCUGGUGCCUUCACCACAUCUGCACCAACUACAACAGUGUAUGCCGAAAGUUUCCCAGAGACAUGAAGGCCAAGUCAGCAGAGAACCAGGACUACUUUGAGAAACACCGCUGGCCACCAGUGUGGUACCUGAAGGAGGACGACCACUACAAAAGAGCACGGAAAGAGCGUGACAAGGAGGACUAUCUGUAUCAGAGGCGCCAGUGUAAACGCAAGUGGCUCUUCUGGAACCUUCCCUCAUCCCCCAACUCUAACUCCUCUUCUUCCGGCUCGUCUGCUGUCAUCUGAGCAAAGUCUGAGACGGAGCGUCGUGAGUAUGUGGAUGUGAAGAUGUACCGUCCAAACAUGGCCGACUAAUGGCACCACGGAACACUUCCUGUUCAUUGUGGUUAUUCCACCACUUUAGGACUAUAUACGUGUGUGUGUGUGUGUGUGUGUGUGCGUGUGCGUGUGUGCGUGUGUGCGUGUGUGUGUGUGUGUGUGCGUGUGUGCCGUGUGUGCGUGUGUGCGUGCGUGCGUGCGUGCGUGCGUGCGUUCGUGCGUAUAUACAUAUAUGUGUGGUGACUGUCUGUGCACCAGUCUCACCACUUUAAACAAGGUCACGCACAGGCAUCCUCCAUGGAGGGAUACCCCCCUACCAGAAUGAUCGUCAUACUCGCUUCAAGUGACUGCCGAUGAUAUAUACACAUACAUAUAUAUAUAUAUAUAUAUAUAUAUAUAUAUAUAUGUAUGUGUAUAUG
Molecule: messenger RNA, 4220 nt
Organism: Nerophis ophidion (straightnose pipefish)
Lineage: Eukaryota; Metazoa; Chordata; Actinopteri; Syngnathiformes; Syngnathidae
Product: rho-related BTB domain-containing protein 2-like
Exons: 10
Coding region: 1663-3768 (701 amino acids)
Biological process (GO): small GTPase-mediated signal transduction
Molecular function (GO): protein binding; GTPase activity; GTP binding
Source: RefSeq, a predicted model, not a curated record